UACUUUUCUAUAACGGCUAACCAAUCUAGCUAAUAGUAGCUUCCUUUAGCUCCUAGAAACAGCAGCUUUGGUUUAUUGUUUUUAUGAUUUAAACGGUCCAACGAAUUUGUUUUUCUUCCUCUGGAGACCGUCCUUUGAUGGGAAUUACAUCCAGGAUGAUUCCUACCGAGGAUGCGUCCGCCAGGAAGCGAGAGAUCGAGGAGAAACUGAAGCAGGAACAGGAGACCCUGUCAUUCAUCCGGGAGAACCUGGAGAAGAGCGAUCAGCUGACCAAAGGCAUGGUUUCCAUCCUGUCUUCGUUUGAGAGUCGGCUGAUGCAGCUGGAGAACUCCAUCAUCCCCGUCCACAAGCAGACGGAGAACCUGCAGAGGCUGCAGGAGAAUGUGGACAAAACUCUGUCCUGCUUGGACCAUGUCAUCAGCUACUACCACGUGGCCAAAGACACCGACAGGAUAAUCAGAGAGGGACCUUCAGGCAGACUGGAUGAAUACCUCGCCUGCAUUGCAAGGAUCCAGAAAGCUGUGGAAUACUUUCAGGACAACAACCCUGACAGCCCGGAACUUAACACAGUGAAAGCUCGCUUUGAGAAAGGGAAAGAGCUGCUGGAGGCGGAGUUCCGGAGCCUCUUGACCCGCUACAGUAAACCCGUUCCCCCCAUUCURAUCUUGGACGCCAUCAGUGUGGACGAAGACAUAGAGCUGCAGGAGGAGGUGGUCCUGGAACACCUGCCCGAAGCCGUAUUGCAGGACAUCAUCUGUAUUUCCGGCUGGCUGGUGGAAUACGGACGCAACCAGGAUUUCAUGAAUGUCUACUUCCAGAUCCGGUCCAGCCAGCUGGAUCRCUCCAUCAAAGGCCUGAAGGAACAUUUCCGCAAGAACAGCGCCUCUUCUGGUGUCCUGUACUCACCGGCAGUCCAAACCAAACGCAAGGACACGCCCACCAAAAAGGCUCCCAAGAGACCAGUCUACAUCCCAGGGACCAUUCGCAAGGCCCAGAACCUUCUGAAACAGUACUCACAGCAUGGGCUGGAUGGGAAAAAGGGGGGUUCUAACCUCACUCCUUUGGAAGGGAAAGACGAUGUCCUGGACAUCGAGAUCGACUCGUACAUCCACUGUAUCAGUGCCUUCGUUAAGCUGGCUCAGAGCGAGUAUGCCCUUCUGACRGAAAUCAUCCCUGAGCAUCACCAGAAGAAGACCUUCGACUCCCUGAUUCAGGAGGCGCUGGACAACCUCAUGCUGGAGGGAGACAACAUCGUGUCUGCGGCCCGCCGGGCCAUCAUGCGCCACGACUACUCAGCCGUUCUCACCAUUUUCCCCAUCCUCAGACACCUGAAGAUGAACAAGUCCGAGUUUGACUCAACGCUGCAGGGUACGGCUGCAAGCACCAAGAACAAGCUGCCCACUCUCAUCACCUCCAUGGAGACAAUCGGAGCCAAAGCUCUGGAAGAGUUCGCAGACAGYAUAAAGAAUGAUCCUGAUAAAGAGUACAACAUGCCCAAAGAUGGAACAGUCCACGAACUGACCAGCAAUGCCAUCCUGUUUCUGCAGCAGCUGCUCGACUUUCAUGAGACGGCCGGAGCCAUGUUGGCCUCCCAAGUUCUGGGGGACACUUACAAUAUCCCUUUAGACCCCCGAGAGACGAGUUCAGCGAGCAGCUCCACCUCAGACUUCAACAAACGUCUCCUGAGCUCGUACAUCUGUAAAGUUUUAGGAAACCUGCAGUUGAACCUGCUCAGUAAAUCCAAAGUUUACGAGGACUCGGCUCUCAGCGCCAUUUUCCUGCACAACAACUACAACUACAUCCUGAAGUCGCUGGAGAAGUCCGAGCUGAUCCAGCUGGUCACGGUCACUCAGAGGAAGGCGGAGAGUUCUUACAGAGAGCUGAUCAAGCAGCAGAUCGAUAUUUAUCAGCGCAGCUGGCUGAAGGUUUUGGAGCACCUGACAGACAAGAACAUGCCCAUUUUCCAACCAGGUGCCAAGCUGAAAGACAAAGAGCGACAGGUGAUUAAAGACAAAUUUAAGGGGUUCAAUGACGGCUUGGAGGAGCUGUGCAAGAUCCAGAAAGGCUGGGCCAUUCCAGAUAAGGAGCAGAGAGACUACAUCCGACAGUCCCAGAGGAAAAUCGUCUCGGAUGCUUACAGAGCCUUCCUCCACAGGUGUGCCAACAUCUCCUUCACUAAGAACCCUGAGAAGUAYCACAAGUACCGGUCAGAGGACGUGGAGGAGAUGAUCGAGAAGCUUUUCGACACGUCGGCCUGAUGAGCAGCUCGUCUCCCUUGUCCAGAAACGCGCCCUCCGCACGCCGCCUCCUCCCUUUCUGCACCUGAAUGUUUUCUGUCAUAUAUUUAUCCAACUUUGCCUCUCUACUGUCAAGUUUCUGAUUAAUAAACACUAAAUCAUCCUGCUU
Molecule: messenger RNA, 2406 nt
Organism: Poecilia reticulata (guppy)
Lineage: Eukaryota; Metazoa; Chordata; Actinopteri; Cyprinodontiformes; Poeciliidae
Gene: exoc7
Product: exocyst complex component 7
Biological process (GO): exocytosis
Cellular component (GO): exocyst
Molecular function (GO): phosphatidylinositol-4,5-bisphosphate binding
Source: RefSeq, a predicted model, not a curated record